GAGCAGCCCAAAACCCUGCUAGAUGGAGAUGUGACGGCGACGAGGCCGGCGCCACCAGAAGGGCCGCCACCCGCACGGCCGGACCCGGCCACGGGACUGUCGCCACAGCAGCUGCAGCAGGUGAUCAAGAUGGUGCGAGACCAGGUCCAAGAGUCCAGCCGAGCAGAUCGGGCAACCGACGCAGCAGGCGAGGGACGGGCCAGUGGAACAGCACCAGAUCAGGACGCCGACCCGCGGCAGCGCGAAGACCCCUGGAGCCAGAGACGUGCCGGAGAGCGAGACGCCUCAGAUGAUGUCGAGGACAACGCCGACCGGAACAGCUGGUGGAACGACGGCUGGAACGACGGCUGGAAGGGGGACUCCGUCUGGAAGGACUGGGGCGGCUGGAGCGAGCGGGGCAAGGACUUCGCUGGCCCGGACGCCUGGAGCAGCUGGAACGAGUAUAAGCUAUGGAGACGCCAGCUAGUACGCUGGCGGCAGCUCACGGACAUUCCCGCACACAAGCAUGCGGAUCGAAUCCUCAAAGUACUUCCUCUCGACCGUGAAAGGAAAAUUGAUGAUUUGUCGGGCGAGGUCCUCACCUCCAACAACGGCGCCGACAAGAUCAUAGAGCGACUGGACCUCUUGUCAGGAGAGGGUCUUACCGAGCGCGCCGCCCGGAUCGACCUGGCAUUCGACAGGGUGGCGGCUCUGGGCCUUCCAGUCCCAGAGGACUGGAAGUUCAUGUUCAUAGAGGAAGGCGUUGGUCUCGAUGAGAGAGUUCAACAGUUGAUGAGGGUCAUGAUGAAGACCCGCGCCUCCUACUCGGAGGCCUUCGCCGCGAUCAGGACGGGCGAUCUCGAUCUCGACUCCACCCUGGAGGACGACGACGUCUCAUCGUUAGAUGCCGACGGCGAGCAGCAGGCCCACGUGACGCUGGGGGGCCUUGGACUGCACGACGAUGAGCUUCCACAGGCGUACGCGACAAUGCAAGGCGAGAGACGCAACGCGUGGAAGCAGAACAGGGACCUCAAGCGCAAUAUGAAGGUAGACCGCAAGUUCUUGGACCGCAGCAAGGACAAGCCAGAGCUCGCCCACAGGCAGCCGCGCGGACACCGCGCCGGCAAUGGGCAGGUCAGGCCAAGGAAGUCACGUCUUCCACUGUCGGAGCUGAUUAAGAGGACGAGGUGCCGAAAUCGCAAUCAGAGGGGCCCUUGGUCUCGUGAAUGUCCGGCGCGGAAUGGCCAGAGUGCAACCGCAGCUGCCGCCGCGAAUGUCAGCGCCUACGUCUAUGCGAACAUCCUCGACCCGACCCAGCACCACGACCCAGACUUCGACAGCGCCACUGUCGCCUUCGUGAGCGUCGAGUCCAGCGAGAUGAUCGUAGACGCCGCAGCGGGUCAAGGACUGAUCGGCAUGCCAGCUUUGAAACGGCACUGCGAGCUUCUGAGCACGUGA
Prorocentrum cordatum is the source of this 1437-nucleotide messenger RNA. NCBI's taxonomy places the organism in Eukaryota, Dinophyceae, Prorocentrales, Prorocentraceae. The record is from the annotation of a GenBank genome assembly.